AUGACCUCACGCAGAUGGUUUCACCCCAACAUGAGCGGAGCUGAGGCCGAGAAGCUGCUCCUGUCCAGGGGCCAGCAUGGGAGCUUCCUGGCAAGACCCAGCAAGAGCUGCCCAGGGGGCUUCACACUGUCUGUCAGGCGCCACGAUGAGGUGACCCACAUCAAGAUCCAAAACACAGGCGACUACUACGAUCUCUACGGAGGGGAGAAGUUCGCAACGCUCGCCGAGCUGGUGCAGCACUACACGGGCCAGCAGGCGGCGCUGCUCCGCGAGCGCAGCGGGGCCCCGGUUGAGCUCCGGCACCCGCUGGGCUGCCAGGACCCCGUAUCUGAGCGGUGGUACCAUGGGCACCUGUCUGGCAAGGAGGCCGAGCAGCUGCUGAUGGAAAAAGGACGUCCGGGUACCUUCCUGGUGCGGGAGAGUCAGAGCAAACCGGGGGACUUGGUUCUGUCUGUGCUCACACAGCAGCCAGACAAGGAGGACCGCCGGCCGCGGGUCACACACGUCAUGAUCCACUUCCAGCCGGAUGGGAAGUAUGACGUGGGAGGUGGGGAGCAGUUCGACACCCUCACAGACCUGGUGGAGCACUACAAGAAGAACCCCAUGGUGGAGAAGUCAGGGAUUGUGGUGCAUCUCAAGCAGCCCCUCAAGGCCACGAGGAUCAAUGCCGCAAGCAUCGAGAGCCGAGUCCAGGAGCUCAGCAGGGCCACUGAAGCCAGCGAGAAGGCCAAGCAGGGCUUCUGGGAAGAAUUCGAGAUGCUGCAGCAGCAGGAAUGUCGGCUCCUGUAUCCACGGAAGGAGGGGCAGCGGUUGGAGAACAAGCCCAAGAAUCGCUACAAGAACAUCCUUCCCUUUGAUACCACCCGUGUCACUCUGCAUGAUGUGGACGACAGUGUGCCUGGUGCCAACUACAUCAACGCCAACUAUAUCAGGAGUGAUCCAGAGGAGAACCCAGGUCAUGGACUGGGCAAGGUGUACAUCGCCACCCAGGGCUGUCUGCAAACCACAGUAGCUGCCUUCUGGGCGAUGGUGCACCAAGAGAACACGCGGGUCAUUGUCAUGGCCACAAGAGAGGUGGAGCGAGGCCGGAACAAAUGUUUCCGGUACUGGCCAGAGCUACAUGGCAGCCAAGAAUAUGGCCGUGUACUUAUUUGCAACUUGGCUGAGUACCAGGCCCAGGGCUACUGUGUGCGGGAACUGCAGGUGUGGCGGCCAGAUCAGGAGGAGCCACCGCGCACAGUGAAGCACUACCAGUACUUCAGCUGGCCAGACCACGGGGUCCCGGCCGAGCCCUCCGGCGUCCUCGGCUUCCUGGAGGAGGUGAACAGGGCCCAGAGCAGCAUGCCGGGGGCCGGACCCAUGGUGGUGCACUGCAGCGCCGGCAUCGGACGCACUGGCACGAUCAUCGUGAUUGACAUCCUGGUGGACCUCAUCCGCCGGCAGGGUCUGGACUGCGACAUCGACGUUCCCAAGACGAUCCAGCUGGUGCGGCGGCAGCGCUCGGGGAUGGUGCAGACCGAGGCGCAGUACAAGUUCGUGUACCUGGCCCUGCAGCGGUACAUCCAGGGCGAGCAGCUGCGUCUGCGCCAGCAGGUGGGGGCGGGGCCGGGCUGGGGCGGGGGCUCGCGCGGACGCCACAUGGUGACCGACAGGUCCUCCUCCUCCCAGCGCGAGCCGCGGGAGGAGCGCGACUAUCUGGACGUGGGCAUCGGGCCGGCGGACCCCGGCCGCAACGCUGGACCCUUGUCGUCUCGGGCGCCGACGGCGACCCCGGAGGCCUCCGGCGGCGAGUACGAGAACCUGCGGGGCCUCGCGCAGUGA
Molecule: messenger RNA, 1821 nt
Organism: Odobenus rosmarus divergens (Pacific walrus)
Lineage: Eukaryota; Metazoa; Chordata; Mammalia; Carnivora; Odobenidae
Product: tyrosine-protein phosphatase non-receptor type 11-like
Exons: 14
Coding region: 1-1821 (606 amino acids)
Biological process (GO): protein dephosphorylation
Molecular function (GO): protein tyrosine phosphatase activity
Source: RefSeq, a predicted model, not a curated record